This is a messenger RNA of Manis javanica (Malayan pangolin), 1564 nucleotides long. It is a transcript of the gene ARRDC1, whose product is annotated as arrestin domain containing 1. Gene Ontology annotation, biological process: protein transport. NCBI's taxonomy places the organism in Eukaryota, Metazoa, Chordata, Mammalia, Pholidota, Manidae. Gene Ontology annotation, molecular function: ubiquitin protein ligase binding; ubiquitin-like ligase-substrate adaptor activity. The record is from RefSeq and is a predicted model, not a curated record. Gene Ontology annotation, cellular component: cytoplasm.
GGAGCGCGGCGCCGGGCAGGGGCGGCACCUCGCGGCCGCCCCCGCUAGGGCCGCGGCAUGGGGCGGGUGCAGCUCUUCGAGGUCCGCCUGGGCCACGGCCGCGUCGUCUACAGCCCGGGGGAACCGCUGGUGGGGGCCGUGCGCGUGCGCCUGGGGGCGCCGCUGCCCUUCCGAGCCGUCCGAGUGACCUGCACAGGCUCCUGCAGGGUCUCUAACAAGGCCAAUGACGGAGCAUGGGUGGCGGAAGAGGGCUACUUCAGUAGCACACUGUCACUGGCCGACAAGGGGAGCCUGCCUGCAGGAGAGCACAGCUUCUCUUUCCAGUUCCUGCUUCCUGCCACAGCGCCCACAUCCUUUGAGGGCCCUUUCGGGAAGAUCGUGCACCAGGUGCGGGCCACCAUCGACACGCCACGUUUUUCCAAGGAUCACCAGUGCAGCUGUGUGUUCUAUAUCUUGAACCCUCUUAACCUGAACAGCAUCCCAGACAUCGAGCAACCCAAUGUGGCCUCCACCACCAAGAAGUUCUCCUACAAGCUGGUGAAGACGGGCAGUGUGGUCCUAACCGCCAGCACGGAUCUCCGAGGCUACGUUGUGGGGCAGGUGCUGCGGCUGCAGGCUGACAUCAAGAACCAGUCGGGCAAGGACACCGGCCCUGUGGUGGCCAGUCUGCUGCAGAAAGUGUCCUAUAAGGCCAAGCGCUGGAUCUACGAUGUGCGGACCAUCGCGGAGGUGGAGGGCUCUUCAGUCAAGGCCUGGAGGCAGGCGCAGUGGCAGGAGCAGAUCCUGGUGCCCGCCCUGCCCCAGUCCGCCCUGCCCGGCUGCAGCCUCAUCCACGUGGACUACUACCUGCAGGUUUCUCUGAAGGCGCCAGAAGCCACAGUGACCCUGCCAGUCUUCAUCGGCGACAUCGCUGUGAACCAUGCCCCGCUGAGCCCUUGGCCAGGCGCAGGGCUGCCUGCCGGAGCCUCACCCCCAGUGGUGCCCUCUGCGCCGCCGCAGGAAGAGGCGGAGGCCGGCGGCCCCCAUUUCCCGGACCCCAUCUUCCUCUCCACCAAGAGCCACUCUCAGCAGCAGCCACCGCGUGGCGCUUUGGGCUGUGCGCCGGGCGUCCCGGAGCCCCAUCCUCCGGAUGGCAGUCCCGCCCCGCACCCCCUGCCUCCUCCCUUGUGCAUCUCCACAGGUGCCACUGUCCCCUACUUUGCAGAAGGGUCCGGAGGGCCGGUGCCCACCACCAGUACCUUGAUCCUCCCCCCAGAGUACAGCUCGUGGGGCUACCCCUAUGAGGCCCCGCCAUCCUAUGAGCAGAGCUGCGGCGGUGCGGACCCUGGUCUGACCCCCGGGAGCUGACCUGAGCUGCCUUCUCCGGGCGGGCCGACCUCUGCCCUGGGACCGGGCUCCCAGGGCCUCGUGCCUUCACCCCCGGCCCGGCCCGGCCCACUCAGGACUUGCAGUUGCCCGUCCCCCUGGCUCUCUGCCUUGGGACCAGCCUCCUCGGGUACAGCCGGUCUCUCUCUGGGGCGGGGCCUCGAGGGAUGCUGUGUAAAUAAAGCGCUUCAUUUGUAGA